GGACUGUUCACAUGUUUGUGUCUGGAAAUAGUACAUCUAGAAUCAACAAUUUUCACAUGGUUUGUUUAUUGCUUGGAAGAAGAUGGAGAAGAAGAGGUUGAGAUCCAGGACUUUUGUCUACUGCUCAAAUCUUCUGUUUUUGAUGUCAGGAUUUGCUGUCAUGUCCCUUGGGGUUUUGCUUCUCAUUGACAGCGAACGAAUUCUCCUGUCGAGGCUCGUUGGAUCCAGCGACAUCCACACGGAUCAGCCCCUGUUCUACUAUCUCUCCUUUGUGAUGGUAGGAAUGGGUUUUGUCAUAUCUGUCACAGGACUCUUGGGCUACUGGGCCUCUUGUUUCACCAGCAGAUGCGUCACUACUUGGUACGUGAUGUCACUGAUUCUUCUUUUAUUGGGAGAAUUUUCAUGUUGUGUCAUAGCAGUAUUUUGGCCCCAUUUACUGGGCAUAGAAAUUCGCUCCAGCAAAUUAGUCCGCGCUCUUCAACGGAAUUACGCACUACCUGGACGUGAACAGUUCACUGCAGCUCUGGACCUCGCACAAACAGCUUUUUCCUGCUGCGGUAUCAACGGAAGCAGUAAUUACGGUACCUCGUGGUGGCGACUGCAGGAAGUCGGGCGCCGGGACCUGGUCGUACCCCUUACCUGCUGCACCCUCAACAACACCCAAUCGCCGGAUGCUUUUCUAAAUCCACAACCUGCACAUCUUCGAUUGUGUCAGACCCUGAAUCCUCUCGAGCAUCAGCGUGCACGACACACUACGGGCUGUCUGGAUAUGAUAGAAAAAUGGACGCAGGAUCAGGCGUUAAUUUUUUUGGUGAUUGGUCUUAUCGUGAUGUUGAUUGAAAUAAGCGCUCUAUUGAGUACAAUAUUAGCUUGGUCGAAGUCAAGUCCGAAGAGGAAAACAAAUUUAUCGACAUUCACGUCGACUCAAACAUUGACUCAAUCUCCUGCAUUCACCAUUGAGCCUAAUCACAACUUUGGAAUGGAGAAUACACGAAACCACACAGACGGCUCCACCUUCUGCGGCAAGUCUUGAAAGUGGUUGGAGGACAGUGAGAGACAAAACACCUCAAAUUCAACGAAUAAUUACCGACGAAUUUCGGGCCCAUCGCCAAAAAAGC
This is a messenger RNA of Diachasmimorpha longicaudata, 1118 nucleotides long. RefSeq names its product tetraspanin-11-like. The transcript has 6 exons. NCBI's taxonomy places the organism in Eukaryota, Metazoa, Arthropoda, Insecta, Hymenoptera, Braconidae. Gene Ontology annotation, cellular component: plasma membrane. Bases 83 to 1033 code for a protein of 316 amino acids. The record is from RefSeq and is a predicted model, not a curated record.